AUGGCGAUUGUCAGCUGGGCUUGGGAUACUUGGGACAGAUCUCAUCACAACACCAGCCUUGCUAUCGGCGGGGUAGCUGCAGCUGCCACUAUCUCGGUCAUUGUAUACAAACAUCUGAGAGACAGCCGUUUGAUGACAUUGCUGUCAGUGCACAGUUUAAGGUUAUCUCGUUCCCACCGCACACCGUGGAUAGAAUACAAUGGCGAAGUGGUCAGUGAUUCGGGAUUCAUCAUUGAAUUCCUAAACGAGAGAUUAAAGGUGAAUCUGAAUUCACAUCUAGAUGCAACGGAAAAGGCGAUCGCGAGAGCGUUUCGGGAAAUGGUAGAAGAAAAUUUAUGUUGGACACUGGCAUAUAUAAAAUGGUUGGACAAAACCCCUUCCAAUCUUCUGACAACCAUAUAUCCACAGCGUACUGUCGUGAUAUGGUUGAUGAGAAAGGCAAUCGAACCCGUCAUGAAGAAAACGUUAUAUUUGCAAGGAAUCGGCAGGCAUACCAGGCAAGAAGUAUUCAGUAGAGUGGAAAAAGAUUUCUUAGCUUUAUCGGCGUUUUUAGGAAAUAAAGCAUACAUGUUUGGGAAUAAGCCGAGUGAAGAAGACUGUUCAAUAUUCGCUGUAUUAGCACAGUUUACAUGGAACUUACCGGGCACAAAUAUAGAGACAUUUAUUAAAGGUGAUUGCAAGAAUUUAGAAGAAUAUUGUUACAGAAUGAAAGAGAGGUUCUGGCCAGAUUGGGAGCAGUGCAUUAUGGGAGAUCAGAAAUCUGCCUGGUUUGAGUUUGUAUCGUACCCGAUGACUGACCCAACACUGUUAAGAGGAUAA
Molecule: messenger RNA, 819 nt
Organism: Saccoglossus kowalevskii
Lineage: Eukaryota; Metazoa; Hemichordata; Enteropneusta; Harrimaniidae
Product: failed axon connections homolog
Cellular component (GO): cytoplasm
Source: RefSeq, a predicted model, not a curated record